Messenger RNA from Lachancea fermentati, 5295 nucleotides. The record is from the annotation of a GenBank genome assembly. Lineage: Eukaryota; Fungi; Ascomycota; Saccharomycetes; Saccharomycetales; Saccharomycetaceae.
AUGUCUUUAAGGGAUCAAUUAGCUCAAGUUGCCGCUGCUAACUCAACUGUUGCCUUAGAUAGAAAGAGAAGACAAAAGCUUCAUUCAGCAUCGUUAAUUUACAACCCAAAGACUGCAGCUACUCAAGACUAUGACUUCAUCUUCGAAAACGCGUCCAGCGCACUCCGUGAUUUGAUUGAAAUUGACGCAAGGUUCGAGACCUUUAGCCAAUCUCUAUUUAAUCCAUCAUCGGUUUCAAUAGACAGAAAUGUCCAAACGAAGGAACAGGUAAAGGAUUUGGAUAAUGCAGUUAAUCUAUUUCUUAUGUUGUCAUCUUCAAGAUGGCAUUUAACACCAACACUUCAUGCUGUUGAAUGGCUUGUUCGCCGUUUCCAAAUCCAUAUCCAUAAUGCAGAGUGCCUAAUGCUUUCGACAAUAAACUAUUACCAGGCACCGGUGUUCAAAAGAAUUUUAAACAUAGUUAAGUUGCCACCCCUCUUCAAUCCUUUAAGCAACUUUGUCAGAACAGAAAAAAUGCCUACAAGCUUGACGAUCAUUAAGUUGUUUAAUGACAUGGACUUUUUGCGUCUUUACACCAACUAUUUAUCCACGACCAUUAAACAAAAAGUAACUUAUACCAAUCAGCUAUUGUUUACAACUUGCUCUUUAAUAAAUUUGGUCGCAUUUAACUCCGGUGAUGAAAACAGCUUGACUAAACUUGUGCCAAUAAUUCUCGAAGUAUCCGCUAAGUUGCUGGUUUCUAGUUCCGUUGACUGUCAAAUUGCCGCGCAUACGGUUCUAGUCGUUUUUGCAACUGCCCUUCCCCUAAGCAAAGAAAUAGUCUUGGCUGCCACUGAGACCAUUUUGGCAAACUUAACUAAUGGGAAGGCGAAGAGAUCCGCAUUGAUAUCCAUCUGUAAACUUUUCCAAACACUCAGAGGUCAAGGUAAUGUUGAUCAGCUACCUCCCAGUAUUUACAAGCUAUUUGACUCCAGAUUCGACUUUGACUUUUUAGGAGAAUUUUUGGACAAGAAAGAGAAGGUUCCUGUUGAUAAAUUCAUUACCACUUACAUUAGAGCCGUCGCAAGAUAUGACCAUGAUAAACUAGAUCAUCUUGUUCCCCUUCUUAAGGGGGUAAAACUCGAAAAAUUUGAGGUUAGGCUAAUCAUUACGGAUCUCAUCCAUCUUUCUGAGGUCAUCGAGGACAAAUCCCAGCUUAUCAACAUUUUUGAGUAUUUCAUUUCAAUUAACGAAGAUAUGGUUUUGAGAUGUCUAGGAUCAUUAAAUUUAAGUGCUGAGUUAUUCGAAAUGAGGUUGACUACAUCUCUUUUCGCAGCAAAUCGUGCCAUAGACGACACACCAAUCGACAUAGAGCCUGCAAAGGUCAUCGGGGCAUCCAAGAGUGUCGAAUCUUUUAAAGAAUUCCUAAACAAAAAUUCAGAGCACAUUAACACAAAAAAUACCUCUAUGCUAAUAGAAGAUGACCAAAAGUUCGGAAAACUUCUUUCUCUGUUUGUCGAGGCUGUAAGUAAGAAGUAUCAACCUCUUCUUUUUCUUUCUUCCUUUUUCACCACUAUGGAAGGUAGAUUGACUUUCUUGCUGAGGGUUACCGUCUCCCCCGCAUCGCCAGUUGCACUCCGCUUAAUUUCGCUCAACACCUUAUCGAAAUUAAUUAACCAGAUUGACCACGAGACAAAUGUCUUCACUUUGGUCCCAAUCCUGAUUACUGCGUUGUCGGAUAUUUCUAAAAAUGUGAGAUCAAGUGUCAAGAAAAUUCUAACUCAAAUUUUGAAGAGGCCUUUCACCAAGCACUACUUUCUUGCUAACAAAAUAUAUGGGGACUUAGACGUUCCAAUGCUAAGUCCAAAGGACAGCCAAACUUGGUUGGAAGACUUUUUGAGAGAAUAUUUGAUUGAGAACUAUGAUAUCUCUAACGUAUUUAUUCCUAAAAAAAAUGAGAAAAUAUACCUAAUAUUUUGGGCCAAUCAAACUCUUUUCAUGCCACUUCCUUAUUCAAAAAUGACUUUACUCCGUUUUAUCACAAGUCACCCAUCAUAUGGCUCAACUUACUCUCAAUUGUUCGAAGGAUUUUUCAAAAGCUAUUUGACGCAAAGAAGUUCAUGGGAAUCCAAGUGCGAAGCUAAUAAAACCAGCUUUCAUGAUUUCGAGAGUGCGAUUGUCUCUACCAUUGCUCCUAAGGAAAAGAGCAAGGCUAUCAUUGACUUCAUAAUGGAUGCACUAAAAUCCGACUUCACUCAACUGGCUAAUCUAAUUGCAGACAGAUUAAUAACCAUUUACCCAACGCUUAAGUUUAAUCAACAAUUACAACUUGUUCAAAAUAUAAUUGAUACUACGGCCGAGUGUGAUUUGUCAUACGACUCUGUAAAUCUUUUACAAUCCCUUCCAUUGGGUACUGAUAUAUUUGUGGCCACUCUUUCUCAUUAUCGAAUCAACUCUGAUGAAGAUUCAAAUGAUUUGAAUAAGAGGAGAAGAAGAAGAUCAUCAACGACAAAUAAAAUGGCUCUACAAAAAGAAGAGGUCUCUCAAAUAGCUGAGGUUCAUCUGAGAAAGUUAACAAUUUUACUAGAGGCUUUAGACAAGAGCAAAGUGACCGGAACAGAACCUUUACUCAGUGGCUUAUUCAACAUUCUUUCUGAUCUUGAGACCUUGGAUCAAGAUGGUGGCUUACCUGUGCUAUAUGUUCAAGAAACUAUCUCAUCUUGUAUGCUGGAGACCAUUGAAUCUUUGAAAGCUAAUUCUGACGCCGAUCUUGGUUCGAUCAGAGCGGAUAUACUUGUUUCUGCCAUCAGCUCUUCUCAAUCACCUCAAGUUCAAAAUAAGCUCCUGCUAGUCAUUGGCGCGCUUGCAACCGUUAAUCCCGAAAUUGUUCUUCACUCCGUGAUGCCUAUUUUCAUCUUCAUGGGUGCGCAUACAAUUCGUCAAGAUGAUGAAUUUUCCACUUACGUUGUGGAAAAAACUAUUAGAACAGUUGUACCUGCUUUAUUGAAAUCCAAUUCCUCAAAUAAGAAAGACGAAACAGAGCUUCUAUUGAUGAGUUUUGCUACUGCUUUCGCGCAUGUUCCAAAGCACAGACGGGUAAGAUUGUUUACAUCUUUAGUGAACACAUUGGACGCUCAUGAAACCAUUGGUCCUUUUAUGUUCUUGAUUUCUCAACAGUACUCAUCGCAAAUCAAUAAAUUCAAGGUUGCUGAAAGCAAGUCAUUGAUCGAAUUCAUGAGGGCUUUCAUGAAUAAAUUCAGUAUAUUGGAUCAGAUUCACGGGCUAGAAGAGUUUUUUGGUCUAUUGAAUGUUGUAACAACAGAAACUUCCUCCGAAGUUAAAGAAUCUAUGACUGCCAGAACAAUAUUCUCAAAUGGGAUUAUGAACUUCACAUUUUCUGAAGCUGUAUCAUUGAAGAAGAAUGCGCUGGACUUCAUUGAUAAAGUGAUCGAGAAUAACGAGGCUCAAUUCCGCGGCACGAACAGCUUGAAGUUGGGCAUCACUAGUGCAUUAUGGGAUUCUGAACUGGAUAAAGAAUUCACCAACUCUCUAAGAGCAGAAUAUAGCAAAUUGUUACAAACAAUCUUGGACUCCAUUAAUGAUAUAGAGAAUACAUCUAGUGGUAAUGUUGUUACAGAGGAUGAGUCCUUUUCUGACAACGAUUAUGAAGAUCACAUGAAAGAUAUUUCUGAUAUUCUCUUUAGUCUACUAGGCCAUGUCUUAGACCUUUUGCCCAUUAAAGAUUUCGUUUCUGCAGUCUUACCAUUAAUAAGUAAGGAUUCGAAGGAAGAAAUCAGAAAUCGCUUAACAAUGGUUAUUGCUUCAAAGUUCGAUUUGGAGCCGAUGGAAUCACUCAACUGUGCUGACGAGGUCAUGAAGGCAUUAUUCAAGAAUAUUAAUAUCCAAAUUGAAGAGGCAAGCUUGGUACAAGUUUCCCUCAAUGCAGUGAGCUCGUUAAUUAGCAAAUUCGGCGAUAAAUUGGAUUCUGAAAACUUGAUCCAAACGCUCAAGAUUAGCAGUGUGACGCUACUUUCCGGCAAAGUCGAAAUAAUCAUAUCUUCUCUUGCAGCGGUAACAAAUGUGAUUCAUGCAAUCGGUGUUAAGUCUAUAGCGUUUUACCCCAAGAUUGUGCCACCCACUUUGAAGAUCUUUGAUACUUUUGAGGACAGUUCCGAAGAACUUGAUGAGGAACUUCAAUUAGCAAUCCUUCUAUUGUUCUCUUCAAUGGUGAAGAGGAUGCCAGCGUUCCUCAUGUCGAAUUUGGUUGAUGUAUUGCGUGUCAUAUUUUCCUCAAAUAGAGUCCAAGACUCUGUGAGGUUAUCAAUAAUUUCACUAGUCGUCGAGCAAAUUGACUUGAAAGAAGUUAUGAAGGCUUUGUAUAAGGUCUGGCUCUCUGAUAUCUCUAAGGCCAAAGAUGCAGUUUCAGUAUCACUAUUUUUGAGUUGCCUGGAAUCAGUUGUGGAUGCAAUUGACAAGAAAGCUGCGACUUCUCAAUCUCCCACAUUUUUCAAGCUAUUGCUUUCAUUAUUCGAAUACCGAUCAAUCAGCAUUUUUGACCAUAAUACCGUGAGCAGACUUGAAGCUUCUGUUCAUCAAAUUGCAAAUACUUAUGUUUUGAAGUUGAAUGAUAAGGUGUUCAGACCUUUGUUUGCUAUAACAGUGAGGUGGGCAUUCGAUGGAGAGGGUACGGUGAGCACUACAAUUACAAAGAAUGAAAGACUGAUCGCUUUUUUCAAGUUCUUUAACAAAUUACAGGAGAAUUUGAGAUCCAUUGUUACAUCUUAUUUCACCUAUUUGCUUGAUCCGGUGACUGCCCUAUUGAAGUCCUUCAUUUCAGGGGAGCUCUCAGAUGUGAAUCUGCGUCGCCUUGUACUCAACUCGCUAACUUCCUGCUUUAAGUAUGAUCGGGACGAAUAUUGGAAAUCCACAUCCCGUUUUGAACUCGUCUCUGAAAAUUUGGUCAAUCAAUUGAGCAACAUAGAAGACUCGAUUGGUAAAUAUUUGGUCAAGGCUAUUAGCUCAUUGGCAGUAAAUAACAAUGGGGUGGAUGAGCACAACAAGACCAUGAACGUACUCUUGAUCUCUCACAUGAAGUCUUCCUGCAAAAACCGUGAGAAAUAUUGGGCAGUGAGAUCCAUAAAACUAAUUUACUCUAAAGUUGGUGAGGGCUGGUUGGUGUUAUUACCUCAACUGGUUCCAACGAUAGCUGAACUUCUCGAAGACGAUGAUGAAGACGUUGAAUUUGAAGUUAGAACUGGUCUAGUUAAGGUCGUUGAAAAUGUUUUAGGAGAGCCAUUUGAUAGAUAUCUUGAUUGA